Messenger RNA from Oncorhynchus kisutch (coho salmon), 1236 nucleotides. Its product is annotated as glycerophosphoinositol inositolphosphodiesterase GDPD2. Gene Ontology annotation, molecular function: glycerophosphodiester phosphodiesterase activity. The transcript is spliced from 10 exons. The record is from RefSeq and is a predicted model, not a curated record. NCBI's taxonomy places the organism in Eukaryota, Metazoa, Chordata, Actinopteri, Salmoniformes, Salmonidae. Bases 1 to 1236 code for a protein of 411 amino acids. Gene Ontology annotation, cellular component: plasma membrane. Gene Ontology annotation, biological process: lipid metabolic process.
AUGGACCCAGCCUGGAACCCAGCAACAGAGGGUUGCUGUCACCCCCUCGGCCAGAAGAGAGACAUUGUCAUCACUAAGUUCAUAGUGAAGGACUCCGUGGAGGAGAAGAUGGUGAGGAUUCAGAAGGAGAAUCUGGAGGGGAAGGCUUUCGGCCUCCUCUGUGUGGUCUUCAUCACCCUGGGCAUCGCUGGAAUAAGUCUAGAGUGGAAAGAAGAGUGGCACACUGUUCUUCUAUCACUGCAGGCCACGGCUCCAUUCCUACAGAUGGGAGGGGUUGGAGCCCUGACCCUGGUCAGCUGGCUGGUGUUCCAGGGCUUCCAUAGAUCCCGCAGAGUAGCCUCUAAGAUCCUCAUCAUGGUAGUGUUUGCUGGCGUGUCAGUGGCAAUGUUCCUCAGCCCACUCCUCAUCCAAUCCCCUUGUCUGGUGGACGAGAAACAGCUGCCCCCUAAACCUGCCCUCUUUGGUCAUCGCGGAGCACCAAUGCUGGCCCCAGAGAACACCCUGAUGUCGUUCAGGAGGAGUGUGGGGUGCAACGUGACCGCCUUUGAGACGGACGUGCAGCUCAGUAAGGACAGAGUUCCUUACCUGAUGCACGACAACGGCAACCAUUUCCUGAGUAGGACUACAGAUGUUCUACAGAAGUUCCCUGGGAAAGACUUGAACCACAGCACAAACCUCACUUGGGAUGAGCUACAGGAAUUAAACACUGGUGAUUGGUUCCUGAAGACAGAUCCAUUCCGUUCAGUGUCCCAGCUCUCAGAACAGGAGAAGAAGACAGCUGGGAACCAGAGUGUUCCCUCCCUUCUGCAGCUGCUUCACCUGGCCAAGACUCAUAACACCUCUGUCAUCUUUGACUUGAAGAAUGACAACAACAAUGACACUAAUGACACUGUGAAAACCAUCAUCAACUCUGGCAUCCCCCACGACAAGAUCCUCUGGCUUCCCCCCACACAUAGGGAGGAUGUGAAGAAGGUUGCACCAGGGUUCAAACAGGUUUACAACAAUGUGCUUGAUAUGAACCGUGAUGGAGCAGAUCAUCUGAAUGUCAAGUACAGUGCGUUGAGCUUCGCAGAGAUCGGGGAGCUUCGGAACAGGAACGUUUCGGUGAACCUGUGGGUGGUGAAUGAACCAUGGCUCUUCUCUUUAAUGUGGUGCUCGGGGGCCAGCUCUGUGACCACCAACGCCUGCUCUGUCCUACAGGACAAGAACCAGCCUGACUGGACAAUGAAGAAAUGA